AUGGCCCAACCGAACAUCAUCGACGUCGAGCUUUUGACGGAACACCUUGGGUAUGCACCGAUUUCGCUGCUCGACAGCAUCAUCAACAAUGUCAACGCAGUGGCCGACAAGACGCUCGACCGCGUCGAACAGGGCCUCUCGAGAGCGCCCCCGAAAGCGCUCGGGUUCGAGAAGGCGCUGAAGCAGAGGAAGCCUCCCCCGGGUGCGUCGGUCGACGUCGAGGAGACGGCGAAGCUCGAAAUCAUCGACGGCGUCCACAAGCUCGAGACUCUGCUGUGUGCGGCCAUCGACAAAAACUUUGACAAGUACGAGCUCUACGUGAUGCGGAACAUCCUCGGCAUCCAGCCCAGCCACCGCAAUUGGAUGCGCCUCGCCCACUACAACGGUCUCGAGUUCGACGUCGUCCGCGAGGACGCACCCACGAGGGAGAGCGUGGACGCGCUGAGGAAGAAGCUGCAGGCGAGCCAGCGGCUGAACGUGAUGCUGCACGCGGAGCAGGCCAAGAACGCGGCGCUGCUGGCGAAGCUGCGCCGGGUCAUGGGCGGUAAGCCCGCCGGCCCGCGGGCUUCGCUGGUGGAGGUCAAGGUCGAGGGGGCGGACGACGGGGCGCCGCUCCAGUUCCUGCGCGAGAGAGGCGACCUCGCCGAGGGUGACUCCAAGACGCCGCUCACGACGACGACGGCGUUCAACAUGUCGCAGCUGCAGGCGCUACGGGCGCUGUCGACGUCGCUGCGCAACAUCAUGCCGGACCUGAAGGACCCGUCCGACGUCGAGGAUGGGCCGGAAAAGAACAAGAGUUGGAGGCGGGAGAGGAUGGAGUACGUCGAGAGUGCGACACGAAAGCAUCUCGAGCAUGUGCGAGGCUUGGAGUUGGGGAAGGACGGCGAAGUCCGCGACGGCGAGUGGCAGGGCGAGGGGAGGAAGUUUGCCAUGGGCGAGGUCGAGGGGCUGGAACGCAUGGUUUCUGCAUUGGGGGCAGGGUCGGAAGAGUCUGCCGAGCAAGACGAUCCCGAUGCGAUGGACGAAUCAUGA
This is a messenger RNA of Colletotrichum higginsianum IMI 349063, 1032 nucleotides long. Its product is annotated as Mind kinetochore complex component. The transcript is spliced from 2 exons. Bases 1 to 1032 code for a protein of 343 amino acids. The record is from RefSeq and is a predicted model, not a curated record. Gene Ontology annotation, cellular component: nucleus; chromosome, centromeric region. Gene Ontology annotation, biological process: protein localization to kinetochore; mitotic sister chromatid segregation; mitotic cell cycle. NCBI's taxonomy places the organism in Eukaryota, Fungi, Ascomycota, Sordariomycetes, Glomerellales, Glomerellaceae.